AUUUCAGAGCCUGAUGAAAUCGGUAUAAAUACGUGUUGAACACUGCAAAAUACAUCUCUUCUAAUAUCUUCAAUUGUUGCGUAUACCGAGCUGCAGCGGACACAUUUGUAAACGACUUUACUUGGACCCAUUGUGCGAUCUGUCUCUUUAACACCGCGUGGGUUAUACACAUGUUGCUGGCUGCUGAUUGGCCUGACAUUCUUGACACGCCCACCAAACAAGAGAAAACGCAUCUCAAACCCUGUUGCACACCGUUUCCAGGAAACGUGUCGUUCAACCCGGAAACCGUAGCAAAACGGCACCGGUUUGAGCUUGAACGUGCCCCAGGCCUACAUUUUUUUCUCAUUUCAUAAGUUGUUUCACUCGGAUGUACGUCACGAUAUGAAAAAAAGACGAUCGCUACCUCCGUUUCAUGCUGACUUUCUUUCUUUCUUUCUUUCUUUCUUUCUUUCUUAUUAAACAUGUUUAUAUGACUCAUGUCACGUCAGAGAUAAAAGAUGCUUUGUAAUGACUUUGUUCUUGUUUGCAGAUGAUGUCUUAAGGACGGAAGCAGCCUUUGAUAAAUGACUGACAGGACACGCCCACUGUUCACGACCCAAUCAGCUCCUCGUGGAUCAUCUUUAUUCAAACACAUCACUUUAUUAGGGUUCCAUGUGUCAUGUUGGAUGUGUGAGGCGCAAGUGCAGUUGAAGCAUGGUGCGGCCGGCAGGUUUGGAGAGCCACACACCCACAGGCUUGACUCACUGAGGUUACGCUCAUCAUCUCUCGGGACGGUGGUCAGCCAAAACUGUUUACUCUCCUCGCCCGGCUUCACCCGUGUUUUGGGAAGCGAUGGCGGCUCGGUCCCUGCGAGUGAUCUUUUUUCUUCAAAGGAGCAGUGUUCUGCAGCACUUGUUAGUAUAGAAGUAUCAGUUGUGCGCUUUCAGGAAAUAAUUCAGCAAAAUGCAGCGUACACUUCAUCUGUCACAAAGAGUCAGUGUGCGCAGCAGAUCCUAAUAGUGAUCCAGAAAUAUUAAUCCAAACCUCAAGCCAGACAUCACUGAGGUGUAUUAUUCCUUCAAAUGCUCCUCCUCCCGGCCAAAACUGAGCACCCUGUUUCCAAUGAAGGUGUCUGCAUGCACUGUGUGUCCGUGUGCGUGUGUUGUAUACACUUUGGCAGUCAUGGACAGCGCGCGCACACACACACAGACAGACAGACAGAAGCAUGCAGUGUGCAGUGAUGUAGUGUGCAGUCACGUCUGCUGCUCAGAGGAGUGUGCAGUGAACAGGAGAGAGGAGCAGUGCCCAUCACUCUGAGAUCUGGACGACACGUGUGACUUCAUUCAUGGAAGAGCAAUCGCAUGUUUAACACGUCCAGCAUGCGACGAGAACUGAUCUACUGACUCGCUGGAUUUCUUGUGAGUAUAUUACACGAUACAUAUUGGACUUGCAGUGCGUGUUCACUAGGGCUGUGCAAAAAUAUCGAUACGUAACUAUCGCAAUAUUUUUUUUUCGAUAGUGUGUGGAUAGUGAUACCUCUACUAUCGAUAAUUAAAAAAAAAAAAUCAUGUCAUAUACAUACGGCCAAAAGUAAGUGGAAGCGAGCAUGGCGAAAAAUAUAAGAAGGCUUGGAGCUCUCAGAGAUGACGUGUGGGUGUGCUUUGGUUUUCAAAAUAAGUAAUGGAGUAAUGAGUUAUAUAAAAUAAUGCUGUUUGUAGCUUCACAAGUCAUGACACAAGUCACUUGGCUACUGCAGUGCAUUAGACAGAAAGUUUAUUAAGAAAAGUAACAAUGACAUUUAUUGAGCUUAUAUAAGGAUGUGACACCAGCACAUUUACAGCACGGAUGAACCAGAGGUUUUAUUCUGCCCAUGUUCAGUGUUUUAACUGUAAUGCACCACAACAGACAAGUGACUUGCGUGCGCCUCCUUAUUCCCCUGUGCUACCCACUUGAGGGGCGCGACCCACAGUUUGAGAAGCCAAACCUCUGAUCUAAAGGUCCAUGCAUCGCACACUCUGCAGAGGUACAGGCGUGUCUGCAGUAUGUUGAGACACUGGAGCUUUGCUGUGUUUCUGCUGACCGUCCCGAUACCGGUGGAACCCAAACCCACCAACAGUGUCAGCAGACAGCGACGUUCAGUAAGUCACGCUCAGAUGAUGCACGACCGCGGUCGAUCCCUGCAUGAGCGGAAGAGACGUCUGUGGAUACAUGAACUUCUGGAGCAGGUGCACACAGCACAGAUGUGGGAUUCACCCCAUCGCAACCAGCGAAGCUUUCGGAACAUCCCCUGGGCCAUCGUUCAUCCACCCAAACACCCCAGCAGCACCAAAAUCUUCCCGCUGAGCUUUCAGCUGGACACAGUGCGGACGAGCCAAGAUUUAACCCAACAGACCAGCAACAGUCUGAGGUACGAGGAGUCUGUGAGGAAGAGGAAGAGGAAGGUUUGUUCAGAAAGAUGGAGAGACCCGGACAGAAGAGACUGGGGAUGUGCCACGCAAACACAAAUGCAUCAAGACUAACUGUGACAGCGUGAAGAGACGCUCGUGUUUGAAGGAAGCUGGAAGAGAUGCAACAAAUAUGAGCAGAGUUUGACUCCAUUAAAGUGAUAAUGAAAAUUCUGUCACCAUUUACUCACCCUGAAGUUGUUCCAAACCUGUAUACGUUUCUUUGUUCUGUUGAACACAGAGGAAGAUAUUUGGAAGAAUGUCAGUAAUUUUCAGUUCUGGGACAUCAUUCACUACCAUAGUAGAAAUAAAAACAUUGCCUAGGUUUUGUUCUGUUAAACACAAAAUGAGAUAUUUAGAAGAAUUUAGAAAAUCAAACCAUUCUGGGGCACCUUUGACUACCAUUUUUAUUUCUCCUACUAUGGUGGUCAAUGAUGUCAAUGACAUUCUUCCAAAUAUCUUUCUCUGUGUUCAUCAGAACAUAGAAAUGGACACAAUUUAAGGGUCAGUAAAUCAUGACAGAAUUUUCAUUUUGGGGUGAACUAUCACUUUAAACCUUCAUAAGGAACCUGAUGAAUGAUUCGCUGUCCUGGUAUUAAAGACUGCUAACACAUGAACUGAUCUGAGAACAUGAUGAAGAAACGAUGAUGUCUGUUUUUAUUUGAUGUUAUGACAAACGUUCAAAGAGCUUCAUCAUAUACAAAACAAUCUCCGUAUAUUACAGUGAGUGUUUCUCUUGGAUUCGUUCAGACGUGUAAUGAUGUCAUGGUUAAUUUAUUGGAUUAUUUAAUCCCUGAAUGUAUCUCAAUGCUGCUGAAUUAUAUGAGAUUUUGCACUUUAGAUAGUGAAACAUAUUUUAGAUUUUUAUGAUCACACAGCUUCUUCAGUUCGUUAUCAAUGCUCUACUAUUUUCAUGAAAUAAAUUGAGAAAAAAACACAACAAAUGGGACACAGGAUCUUUAUUUUUUCUUGUUUUAAUAUUAAACUUAUUUGUUUUUCAUAUUAAACUACAAUGUCUUGUUUUCAGGAGGAAAAUAUCUUGUGUUGUUUUUGGUUAUUAUUUUGUUAUGAUGCAUUUUGAUUAAAUAAUUUUUCGACAUUUGUAUUGGAAAGUGUUAUAGAAGAUGAUCCAUCAAACAUAUUGUGUAAAGGCCUCAAAUGAAGAAUAGACUCAUGACAUAACCAUAAAACUAAAUGCAUUAAAAUCUAAUGACUUCAAACUGACAAAUAUAUAGUAAACAUUUCAAUAAAUGAUUUUAAAGGUACAAGCUGAGAUUGUUGUGUUUGAAAAUGAAUGUGACUGAUUUAAAUCAUUUAAUUGACACAAGAAACAGUUUAUAUACCGUAAAAACAAAUAAAAAGAAAAAAACUGCGUGUAAAAAUAGCUGUAAAUAAGCAUUAUAAAGUGUGAUUUGUUAUUGCAGUUGAAUGUGUUCGCGCGCUUGCGGGUUUAAAUGAUGCUUUCGCUGAUAAGAUCAAGCGAGUCUUUAUGAGGUCAUCAGGUCUGAGGUUUGUAGAGACGUGCAGCUCUGCAUUCACAUCAUUCUGCCGUGUGUUUUUCACCGUUUAGCAUCGUUUCACAUCAGCAAACAUAGCAGACAUGGGUCAGCGCAGCUCUCGCUGUAAGGAAGUGGAGUCUGAAGAAAGUUUGAGGCGAUCUGAACCGCCACAAACUCCCAUCGAGAAUGUGAUCGAGUCAGAAGACAGCGCGAGCGAUGAAAGUUCG
Molecule: messenger RNA, 4149 nt
Organism: Triplophysa rosa
Lineage: Eukaryota; Metazoa; Chordata; Actinopteri; Cypriniformes; Nemacheilidae
Gene: pthlhb
Product: parathyroid hormone-like hormone b
Exons: 3
Coding region: 2022-2498 (158 amino acids)
Biological process (GO): osteoblast development; adenylate cyclase-activating G protein-coupled receptor signaling pathway; bone mineralization
Cellular component (GO): extracellular region
Molecular function (GO): hormone activity; peptide hormone receptor binding
Source: RefSeq, a predicted model, not a curated record